AUGCCGCUUGUGCUUGGUCCGUUCUACUCUUCCUUCUGUUUGCUCUUUAAAGUCUUCAUUGUGCUCUCUUAUUCUCUACGUCUACUGAGCCUAGUGAGCGUCGGUGGCAACUCCCCUCUCAGAAUGCGAAUCGCCGCUGCCCAUCUUCUUCUUCUUAGUCCCCUCUUUUGGAAUUGCACCGGGUCGGCCGUCUUCCAUACACCACCAGCCCCCGGCCCCCAAUACGACUUUCAGGACAAUCCUCAGUAUGCGCUAGGCGAGAUAAUAGACAUCCAAUGGAGCACUGAUGACCAGUUCGUUGACUUAUUCGUUGUUCAAACGUCUCCGGACUUAGAGACCCUUGCCGCUGUGAUUAUGGACGAAAACGUGCCUUCGACCAUCAAAUGGCGCGUCAGCUUCGAUGGCUUUCCUCUCGUCGUCGGCAUUGUCGUCGGCCUCGCCGACCGCCGCACCUUCCUCUUCAACAUCACCAUCAUCGAUUGGAUCCCCGACGGCAACGCCGAGCGCAAUGAGCACGCCAGAUCUUGA
Colletotrichum abscissum is the source of this 528-nucleotide messenger RNA. RefSeq lists its product as uncharacterized. The record is from RefSeq and is a predicted model, not a curated record. The coding region runs from base 1 to 528 and encodes 175 amino acids. The transcript is spliced from 3 exons. NCBI's taxonomy places the organism in Eukaryota, Fungi, Ascomycota, Sordariomycetes, Glomerellales, Glomerellaceae.